AUGAAAUGGAAUAAAGAUGCAAAAGAAGGUGUUGCCGUCGCCGGAGGUCAAGGUCAAGGGGAAGCUCUGACACAACUGUCUCAUCCUAACGGACUUUUCGUCAAUACGUUGGGUACCAUCUAUGUGGCAGAUAUGCAGAAUCAUCGAGUCAUGCGUUGGCCUAAAGGAGCAAAACAGGGUACAGUCAUUGUGGGUGGAAAUGGUAAAGGAGCAGGAGCAAAUCAGUUCAAUCAUCCCGUUGGUUUAUCCUUCGAUCGACAAGGCAAUCUCUAUGUCGUCGAUUAUUGGAAUCAUUGUGUUCAAUUUUUUUCAAUUCAAUAA
Messenger RNA from Rotaria sp. Silwood1, 321 nucleotides. The record is from the annotation of a GenBank genome assembly. Lineage: Eukaryota; Metazoa; Rotifera; Eurotatoria; Philodinida; Philodinidae.